AUGAAUAACGAUAACUACGCCAAUGCGAAUGGAGAGCUUGAAAAUCUACAUUACGAGAUACCUCAGCGUCUUCUUCGACACACUCCAAGGCCCCGGGAGGUGGUGUUCAUGUUGACAAGAACCCAGCUGGCAAUCAUGUACAUUACCUGGGCUGUCGUGCGACACCAUGUGCAUCAACGCGUCCAUCAACUGGAGUUGCCAUUCCCUCCCUACCCCCCGCAUCCAGUCUGGUCAGACGAGGUACGGGUGAUGAUGAUACUGUGGGUAGCGAGAGAGCGCCGCAUGUUCGAAAUGGAGAUGGCUGAACUUGAGUAUAUACUGGGACUUGGAGGUGCUGCGUGUUAG
Messenger RNA from Suillus discolor, 345 nucleotides. RefSeq lists its product as uncharacterized. Lineage: Eukaryota; Fungi; Basidiomycota; Agaricomycetes; Boletales; Suillaceae. Bases 1 to 345 code for a protein of 114 amino acids. The transcript has 3 exons. The record is from RefSeq and is a predicted model, not a curated record.